AUGCCCAUCAGUGUUGACGAUGUGAUACAGCUCUUGUGCCAACUCGCUCAGAAGAAGGGGAUGAAAGCUGCUGUCAGACAUUCUGGUCAAGGAGCACUGCUGGCUGGUGCAACAGCAUUUGUUGGGGGUCUGAUGGGAGGUCCACCUGGAAUCGCUGUAGGAGGAGCAUUUGGUGGAUUGCUCGGUGCCUGGAUGUCUGCUGGACAGUUCAAGCCGGUCCCUCAGAUUUUAUUGGAAUUGCCUCCUGCCGAGCAGCAGAAGCUCUGUGAUGAAGCCAUUCAUAUUCUCAGGCAGUUAGACUGGACUGAUGCUGUUCAGCUGACUGCUUUGGUCAUGGGAAGUGCUGGUCUCCAGGAGAAGCUGACAGCAAUGCUGAUAAAUUACCUCUCCAAACAGCUAGGUGCAAGUGUACAGUAUGGAAAGUAA
Molecule: messenger RNA, 426 nt
Organism: Opisthocomus hoazin
Lineage: Eukaryota; Metazoa; Chordata; Aves; Opisthocomiformes; Opisthocomidae
Product: protein C19orf12 homolog
Source: RefSeq, a predicted model, not a curated record